CCUAACCCUAACCCUAACCCUAACCCUAACCCUAACCCUAACCACAAUCCUUAACCCCUAUCCUAACCCUAACCCUAACCCUAACCCUAACCACAAUACUCGCCUUAACCCCUAUCCUAACCCCAACGAGAUGUUAACACAUUGUCCAAACAGUAAUAAAAGUGUUAUCUGGGUGAAACUUGCUCCUUAUUUGAUGAAUAGGGUUGAUAUUUCAGCUAUGAUAAUGACAGGAACCGUUAGCCAAUGACUAGCAUGCGUUCAAGGUCAUUUGAGCGUUGAAGGUUUUGGGACCCUAUUCUUAAACUUCGCCGCAUUUCCUUCGGUUCUACUGAAAACUUUUCGAACAAAAUAAUUAGAGUGUAUUGCAGAAAGCACGACAGUUGUCUGCUGUAUGCCCCAAAGUGUCUGCAAUUCACCCAAAUUUACAGCUAGCUGGGGAGUUAGGGAAAAUAGGCAAAUAAUACUAUGCUCAUGAAUAAAAAUACCUGAUGAAGUGUUAGUAUAUUAAACAGAAAAACUGGGAAGUUUUAAGUUUUGAAAGGAUUAAUUCAAAGUCUGGACUUAAGAAAAUUCACCUCUACGUUAACCAAAUAAGGCAUCAUCAAUCUGGUCAGAUUACCCCUGCAGCAUUUAAAAGUGCUGUCCAUGAUUUACAUAACCAUUUGGCUUGUAAUUCUAACAGUACUGAGGAAUGGUUUAUUGAUGAAUUUGCAGAACAACCGGUUGAACUGGAGAUGGUCUGUCGGAAAUCUAUUCCAAUUGAAAAAUCAAGUGAUUCAUCGGCUGACGUAAUUGUUAUAGAGUAUCGAGUAGUAUACAGCGAAAGUUACCAAGUACCUGUUCUACUUAUUCGCUUUCAAACAAAAAGUGGCCGUUCAUUACAGCAUGAAAAAUUAUGGUGUGAAAACUUACGAUCUUCUGCGUUCCCGAUUUCAAUGAACCCUUUACCCUUAUCCGCUCUUAGUGAAAUUGAGCAUCCUCACUUGGGUAUUCCGUUCUAUCAAUUUCAUCCUUGUAAAACUGCUGAACUGAUGGCUGAAGUAUUUUCCUCAGCAUCUGUUGAUUCGAUAAGUCCGCUAAAAUAUACAAUCAUGUGGUUAAGCUUAAUUGCAUCUCCUCUCGGACUUCAUCUCCCUCAAUCGUUAUGUUCCUUAUAAACGUUAUGAAAUCUUUAAAACUUCAAUAUGUACUUAUAUUUUUGUAUGAGAUAACUGUAAUUACCCUUUUAUUUAAGUUUUGGGCUUACUCUUGACCCAUCAACACUAACCACUUUGUGGAUAUUUCAUCUUCUUAUUGUGAUGUUAUCUUCUAAAGUUGAACAGUGUUGUGAUCAAAGUUCAGACAAAUAAGAAUUUUUAUUAUUUUGAUUCAGUGUUUGUGUAAUGUUAUCAUUUUUUACUUCUAAUAUUAAAAGAAAAUAGAAGUUUAAUUCACCUGUAUAUUCCCAGAGUUGCUUAAAAACCUACCACUGUAACAAACCACUAAUCAAGGGCAACUUUAGACAUAAAUAAUGAUAGUGUAUACCAUUUUCAUUAAACAUGUAGUUCUUCAGUGGAAGAAUUUGUUUAAAUAAAUUGAACAGUCC
Molecule: messenger RNA, 1585 nt
Organism: Trichobilharzia regenti
Lineage: Eukaryota; Metazoa; Platyhelminthes; Trematoda; Strigeidida; Schistosomatidae
Source: the annotation of a GenBank genome assembly